Messenger RNA from Ilex paraguariensis (yerba mate), 675 nucleotides. NCBI's taxonomy places the organism in Eukaryota, Viridiplantae, Streptophyta, Magnoliopsida, Aquifoliales, Aquifoliaceae. The record is from the annotation of a GenBank genome assembly.
AUGCUUCUCCUUGAACAUGGUUUGGGUUUGGGUCAGCAGAAACUCUCACUCAAAAUGAUAAGGUUGGGGUUAAGAUUGGGGGAUGCUGUUGUCAAUGUUUACAUAAACCAUGAGAAGAAGUUUGCCUUUGUGGAGAUGAGAUCUGUUGAGGAGGCCAGUAAUGACAUGGCCUUUGAUGGAAUUCUUUUUGAGUACACUGUCAUGCAAGGUCCUGGAAGCUCUAUUGUUAUUAUUUGUAGAGUUGAUUGUAGGGGAGAAGCAGUUUCCUCAGUUGUCUUCGGCAGUCUUUGGGAAUUGCAGUUGCAUCAUCAGCUGGACUCUCCAGCUAGACUGUCAGGAAACUUCCAGCUAGACUGUCAGGAAACUUUCUCUUUAUUUGGCCCGCAAACACAAUGCAGCAGUUUUUGGUCUGAAGUGCACUGUUCAUGUGACUGUUCAUGUGCAUUUUCAGCUGCUUUGGAGCUUCCUAUUUCAGCUGGACUAUUUCUACAACUAGACUCUUACUUUAGCUGGACUUCUGUUUCAGCUACAUUGGUUCGAUAUCAGUUGCCAAUGGUGGUUAUAGUGUUUAACAAUAGUGGUGUAUAUGGUGGUGACUGGAGGAACCCUGAAGAAAUUACAGGACCUUACAAGGAUGACCCUGCACCGACUUCUUUUGUCCCUGGUGCUGGAUAG